Astyanax mexicanus (Mexican tetra) is the source of this 6420-nucleotide messenger RNA. It is a transcript of the gene grin2cb, whose product is annotated as glutamate receptor, ionotropic, N-methyl D-aspartate 2Cb. Gene Ontology annotation, biological process: synaptic transmission, glutamatergic; monoatomic ion transport; long-term synaptic potentiation. Gene Ontology annotation, molecular function: transmitter-gated monoatomic ion channel activity involved in regulation of postsynaptic membrane potential; NMDA glutamate receptor activity. Lineage: Eukaryota; Metazoa; Chordata; Actinopteri; Characiformes; Acestrorhamphidae. The transcript is spliced from 13 exons. Gene Ontology annotation, cellular component: plasma membrane; NMDA selective glutamate receptor complex; postsynaptic membrane. The record is from RefSeq and is a predicted model, not a curated record. The coding region runs from base 1573 to 5577 and encodes 1334 amino acids.
CCAUGGCAUGGAGAGCGGCAUGCAUGAGUGCACCUUUACAUCUCUGACAGGCCACUGAAGCACGUCCACCACGGAAGCUGGACACAUACAGAAAACUUCACAACCUGCUGCUGCUGCUGCUCCGUUUAUGGAUUUCCAUCACUGCUCCCGGAACUGCUCCUGAGACUGAACCACUGGAGUCCGAGCCCUGGGGGAAAGGGGAAAGGUGCACUACAGUCACUUUAUCAGAAGAUACAAGACUCUUUCUUUUUUUAAAGCAAACUUCUUGGAUUUUUUAAAAGAAGAAUUUACAAAGUUGAUGGAAAAAUAAAAGAAAACAAGACAUAAACUUUUUUGCUUUGCCAAAAGCAAAUACCUGCAUCUAUGUGGAUGUGUUCUUCAAAACCACCAGAAAGACAGUAGAAUUUGCCGUGGAAAAGGUUGCACUUGGGGACUUCUCUCAUUCUUGCCAUCUUUUUUAUCAGCUGUUGCAUUUUUUCCCUUUUUUCAGGCUUCUUCUCAUUUUAUCAUUAUUGUUCCUCAAGGCUGGACAAGUAGGUUGCUUGCAGUGAAGCAGAUAGCGGCUAUGGAUUUAGAAGCUAAUUGAAGAUGAAGGUUUAACACGUGAGUUUACACACAUUUUCUUUCCAUAUGCUGAUAUACAAACACACACACACACACACAUGCACACAAUCAGAUCAAACAUUCAGUGUUUUAGGGGUGGGCGAUAUGACACUACAAUAAUAUCACAAUAUAUUAAGAUUUUUUUUUAGAAAACUAUUUUCAUUGUAAAAUAAAACAACACUGAUAUAUAUUUGAUUUUAUAUUGUUAUUGCAAUAAAAAACAUAUAGAAUUUUAAUAUACUAUAACAGAUUCAAAUGUUCAAUAGAACAAAAAAAGGUCUGUAAACAUUUGUCUCUUUCUCUCUUUUGUAUAAAUUAACAUUGUUCCAAACACUACACUAAACUGUGGUGUUAAGACCUGUGUAUACUCCAAGAAUACAACCUGACACACAUUCACAAAUCCAGUCUCACUCUCGCUCACACGUACACACUCAUACACACUUCUGGCAGGGAAUUUCCAUGCUCAGCUCUGCUCAGUUCCCCACCUGCACUCACACCUUUUCCCAGUCAGAAAUCGCAACUGCAAUCCUCCAGAUGCCUCGCACUGCCGUCACGAGGCAGUAAAGCUGCCAACAGCAUCACUCCUUGUUUUGGGACACUUCUCUCACCUUCUUCUUCCUCUCGUCCUUUUCUCCUUCUCGUCUCCCUACCAUCACCAGACGCGACUUGACCCUAUAUGCCAAGGAUGUAGGCAUUCCAGUGGCAUCACCCCUCAGCUACUCCACGUCCACUGAGACUCAGAGAAACUGCGAAGAAGAAGAAGAAGAAGAAGAAGAAGGAGAGUGCUGUGAGUGAAGAAGUGAGUGAGGGAGAGGGAGUACGAGAGAGAGAGUGAGAGAGAGGCCAAAAGAGGAGAAGACGAAGGAGGGGAGACGGAGAAGGGGGACAGCGGAGACACGCAGUCAAAGAAUGAACUGCUCGAGGUCAGGCUCGGAUGCAUCCAACCGGCACAGACUGUAGGUGGCUGAAAUGGCCAUGCCCCGGGGGCGUAUGAGUCCCUCUCUCCAGCUCCUCCUGUUCCUCCUCCUGUUGCUCAGUGCCACGCCGCACUGCCAUGGCCGCCCGCUCUUCAGUCCACCUACAGUUAAUGUGGCCGUGGUGUUCAGUGGCUCCUCCCACCAGGGUGAGAUAAAGGGUCGUCUGAGCCGGGAGAACUUCCUUGACCUUCCCCUGGAUGUGAACCCAGUCACAGUACUAGUGAACGAUACCAACCCUAGUGUCCUGCUGUUGCGCCUUUGUCAGACUAUGGCUGCUGAGAACCUCCAUGGUGUGGUCUUCGAGGAUGACGUGGAUUCAGAGGCCGUGGCUCAAAUCCUAGACUUCAUCUCCUCGCAGACGUCCAUUCCUAUAGUGGGCAUCAAUGGAGGAUCUGCUCUGGUCAUUCCUCACAAGGCUGAUGGUUCAAACUUCCUCCAGAUGGGAGCUUCCAUCGAGCAGCAGAUCAAUGUCAUGUUUAAAGUUUUGGAGGAAUACAACUGGAGCAGCUUUGUGGUGAUCACCAGCCUGCAUCCUGGCUACGAGGACUUUGUGGACUACAUCCGCUCGUUCACAGACACCAGCUACUUCCUGUGGGAGCUGCAGGACGUACUAAGCUUUGAGAUGUCAGUGGGAGCCAAUGACAUCCGAUCACGCAGACUGCUGCAGCAGGUGGAUGCUCAGGUGUUUCUUGUGUACUGCUCACACGACGAGGCUGAGUAUCUGUUCAGGAUGGCGUCUGAUGUCGGGCUCUUGGGGCCCGGCUAUGUUUGGGUUAUCCCCAGCCUGGCAGUCGGGAACCCCGAGGCCAUUCCUCCUGACAGCUUCCCUAUUGGAGUCAUCAGCAUUAUCUCCGACCACUGGAGAAAAACUCUGCGUCAGAGGGUCCGGGAAGGUGUGGCGGUGGUAGUGAAAGGAGUGUACAGUUUUCAUAAGCACAAAGGAUUUGUUCCUGAGGGGCACAAUACCUGCAACAGUUCAUCAAAGACGUAUGCCAAUGAUUCACUAUUUAGGCAUAUGCUGAAUGUAACAUGGGAUCACAGAGACCUCUCUUUCAAUGAUGACGGCUAUCUCACAAAUCCCUCCAUGGUGAUCAUCGCUUUGGAUCGAGAGAGAAACUGGGACAAGGUGGGCAACUUCGAGAGUGGGAUUCUACACAUGCGCUAUCCGGUGUGGCCUCGUUACAGCAGUUUUCUGGAGCUUGUGUCUGAUAACCGACAUCUGACAGUAGCCACGCUGGAGGAGCGUCCGUUUGUCAUUGUGGAGAGCGUGGACCCUGCCACUGGCACGUGUGUGAGAAACACAGUGCCCUGCCGGCGGCAAGCCAACAAGACCGAGGCUGUGUUCGGGCACUCGGAGCCUUACACCAAACUGUGCUGCAAAGGCUUCUGCAUUGAUAUCUUGAAGAAACUCUCACGCACAAUCAAGUUCUCCUACGACCUCUACCUGGUCACCAACGGAAAACACGGAAAACUGGUCCGUGGCACCUGGAACGGGAUGAUUGGAGAGGUCUUCUACAAGCGUGCCGAUAUGGCCAUUGGCUCUCUCACUAUAAAUGAGGAACGUUCAGAGAUCAUUGACUUUUCAGUGCCAUUCGUUGAGACUGGGAUUAGUGUCAUGGUGGCCAGGAGCAAUGGCACCGUCUCACCAUCUGCCUUUUUAGAACCUUACAGUCCAGCAGUCUGGGUCAUGAUGUUUGUGAUGUGCCUGACUGUUGUGGCUGUCACAGUUUUUGUCUUUGAAUACUUCAGCCCUGUCGGGUACAACCGCAGCCUUGUCAGUGCCAAAGCCCCUGGGGGCCCUACAUUCACGAUAGGGAAGUCGGUGUGGCUCCUGUGGGGGAUUGUCUUCAAUAACUCUGUCCCUAUAGAAAACCCUAAAGGCACCACCAGCAAGAUCAUGGUCUUGGUGUGGGCCUUCUUUGCUGUCAUCUUCCUAGCCAGCUACACUGCCAAUUUAGCUGCUUUCAUGAUCCAGGAGCAGUAUAUCGACACUGUUUCUGGACUCAGUGACAAAAAGUUCCAGAAGCCCCAGGAGCAUUACCCACCUUUUCGUUUCGGCACAGUCCCAAACGGCAGCACUGAGAGAAACAUUCGCAGCAAUUACCCUGACAUGCACACCCACAUGAUGAAAUACAACCAGAAAGGAGUAGAGGAGGCACUCAACAGCCUCAAAACGGGGAAACUGGAUGCCUUCAUAUAUGAUGCUGCCGUGCUUAAUUACAUGGCUGGCAAGGACGAGGGCUGCAAGCUGGUGACCAUUGGCAGUGGGAAAGUGUUUGCUACUACAGGCUACGGCAUUGCUCUGCAGAAGGACUCCCGCUGGAAGCGCCCCAUAGACCUGGCCCUCCUCCAGUUCCUGGGAGACGGAGACACGCAGAGACUGGAGACCGUGUGGCUGUCUGGUAUAUGCCAGAAUGAGAAGAAUGAGGUGAUGAGUUCCAAGUUGGACAUAGACAACAUGGCGGGCGUUUUCUACAUGCUGCUGGUGGCUAUGGGCCUCAGUCUGCUUGUCUUUGCCUGGGAACAUCUGCUUUACUGGAAACUCAGGCAUUCUGUGCACAAAUCUGAGCGCUUGGACUUCCUUCUGGCUAUAAGCAGGGGCAUAUACAGUUGCUUUAAUGGCGUUGAGGAUGUAGGAAGAUCUGGCAACAUGCAAAACCCUGAUAUCACCACAAACUAUGCCCAGGCCAACAUGCUGAAAAUGCUUCAGACCGCCAAAGACAUUGUUUCCUCAGCAAAAGUUGAGAACUCUCUGGACAAUGCCACCAAAACCAUUGAGAACUGGAGUCGGCAAGGGGGGAGUCUGCCAGCACGCAUACCAGCGGUGACCACCACUGAGUCAGUGCCCGGUCACUUCUCCUACAUCCCUAACAUCACAGAGAACCACUCAUCCCAUGUGCAGCGUUCAUUAACACCCCCCUUCACACAGCAUUACGACGAAACUCUCAGACCACCACAUGUACCCAAUAACAGACUGCUAACACGGCCCACUCCACUACGCUACACUUUACCUUCGCGGAUUGGUGGCCUGUAUAAUGGGAUGCUUCCUGUGUCUAGUAUCAGUACUCCUCAUUUAGCCAUGCAUGACCCUCAUCCUCAAAAAUCACAAUCCCCAUUUGUACCAUACAGAGAUCUACAGGUGCCAGACAUCUAUGCUGAGCAUCACGAUCCCUGCCACACCACUGAUGGCCUCAGGCGGAAAAGGAGGUCCCGCAGUGCCCUGGUGGAGUCCAUGGAUCUCAGAGGGUUACAUGAUUACAAAGACCAAACGAUUUGUCUUGCAGAACUCAGAGCAAACCAAUUUGCACAUGACCAUGUUCCCUCCUCGUCUAUGGAAAGCGCUUACAGACCAGAAGAUCUUACCUGCAAUUCCUGCAUCAAGACCUAUGUGGAUCCAGUGCUGGAUGACGUGCCUCUAAUAGGAAAGAGAAAACUCCAUCGCAGACCCUCCUUCCUCAAGGCCACCUGGGGUCCUGACAGGGUUCAUUUUCCAGGUGACCGAACCCCUGCCCCCGUAUCAUCCCGCCCUGACAUACCAGACCUGUUCCCUUGUGUGGAUGUGUGUGGAAGAGUGAGGAACAACCUGUGUUACCCCUCUCCUGUCGACCACAGUUACCUUCACCCGUUCCGACGUCAUCCCAGAAAGGGUCAGAAGCUGAGACAUACCCAGUCCACCCGACUGCCCUCCUACAGGGAGGCAGUUCUUCACAAUGCUGCAGCUGUAAGGAGGGCCACCAGCCUAGUGCACAGACAGUACUCCUACCCAGACCUGCCAGUUUACCAGAGCACACUGCCAUAUGGACCAGCUGAACUGUGUAACAUCUUCCCCUGCAUGGCAACCACCAGUGACAGUGUGUACGGGGCAUACAGAGCUCCUGGACAGCUACAGAACGACCAUGUGCCACCUGUUUCUGCCAGCAGGGUGGUUCACAGGGUCAGCAGCCCAGGUGUACCUUUGACAUGGGGCAGGAUCUCCAGUCUGGAGUCUGAGGUUUAAGCCCUCACUUCCUUGUGCCAUUUCCACACAGCUGUUCGCAGUGCCAAGCUCUGUCACUGAACUCCUGACAACCAGUUUAAAGACUCUGCCUUUGAUUCUUGCAAAAAAACAAAACCACACAAACCUAGAAACUCACUUUUCGCUUUCUUUUAUUCAUAUAAGUGCAAUAAUGCCAAGAGUGUAGAUGAGAUGAAAUGAGAUGGAUUACAGAGGAUAUAUCUGUGAAAUAAUGGACCAUUAUUAUAGCAGAUGAGUUUACAGAGAUACUGUGUGAAGUAAAGGUAUAUUUCACUGUCAAAUUCACAAAGACUGAUGGAGUGGUUCAGAGAGGAGUAGUUUGAUGUGUGUUGGGUGGGUGUUUAAGGUAGAUACAAUAUAUUUAAAAAAAGUGUUGUUCCUGUUGCUUUGGGGUAAAUUUGGUAUUGAUACAUGUAAUCCUCUAUAAUACUGAAUUUUGUAAACACAAAGACAAUUUGUCUUUUUUUAAGUGCAGGAAUUGUUGGCUUGUUGGGGUUUUCAGGUGUUUUCUCUCUCUCUCUUUCUUUCUUUUUCUAUAUCUCCUUCUCUCUCAAGAUAGCUCUCUCUGUCUCUCCCCCUCUCUCUCUCUGUGUAAGUGGGAUUUCGAAUAAGAGCCAAUUGAAUGGUAUUCUAUUAUUAGUAUUACCAAGUACCUCCAACACUUUAAUAAAUCACAAAGGCCUGUCAAUGGGUCCCAUGGAAUUGGUGUCUUUUUUCAAAGGGGUAACUAUAAGAGCAGUCUCAGUGCCGCUUUCUAUAUUCAGCCCCACAGUAUAUUUUAGAUAUUGUGAUUAAGUAAGGCUGCCUGUUAAUUUAAACGAUUGU